Messenger RNA from Saccostrea echinata, 2222 nucleotides. Its product is annotated as C-C chemokine receptor type 1-like. The transcript has 2 exons. Lineage: Eukaryota; Metazoa; Mollusca; Bivalvia; Ostreida; Ostreidae. The coding region runs from base 62 to 1270 and encodes 402 amino acids. Gene Ontology annotation, biological process: G protein-coupled receptor signaling pathway. The record is from RefSeq and is a predicted model, not a curated record. Gene Ontology annotation, molecular function: G protein-coupled receptor activity. Gene Ontology annotation, cellular component: plasma membrane.
CGUGUUCUGUCAUCACUGAAAUCAAUUCUGUCUCUGAGACUUGAUUGUCAGCGAUAGGACCAUGAAUUUGUCCGAUUUAUCCGGUAUCAAUGAGCCUGGUGGAGAUUUGCUGACAAUGUUACUGAAGAAAUUCACCUCCAGUAGACUGAAUGAAACCAAGGAACCUUGCUAUCUAGUUAAUGAUUCGUAUAACAACUGCAGGCCCAUUGUGGAACAAACUCACUCACCAACAGUUGGCGAGGAAAUAUUUACAUACAUGACGCCAUUCAUAUUCGUCAUUGGGAUUUUCGGAAACAUCCUAUCCUUGAGAGUCUUCAUGACCAAAAAUAUGCGGAAACUCUCGGCAAGUUUAUAUCUUGCUUCUCUAUCUACUGCAGAUCUUAUGUCGCUUAUAUUUUACGUCUUAAUUGAGUGGGUGAAACGAGCAAUUUCGUACACUCCUGGAGUCCUUACGGCCCCAUUCUUAGAACAAAAUGGCAUAUGUCAAAUUUUGAUUUACCUCCAAUAUAUAUCCCGAUUUUUGUCGUCCUGGAUCAUUGUAUGUUUUACUUUUGAGCGAUACAUUGGAGUGUGCCAUACGCUGAAAAGGAAAACAUUUUGUGACAUGCAUUCAACCAGAAAAAUCGUGUCGUCAGUGAUCACCCUCGCUUUGGUGCUUUGUCUAUAUAAACCAUGCUUGACAGCUUCCAUCGAGGUAGGCCCUAACAAGGUCAAAGUCUGCACGACUGAGCCAACUUACAAGGACGUUAGUUUCGUUCUAGAUUGCAUCUUUGUUAUGUCCAUCAUAUUUCUCCCUUUCGUUAUCAUAACUGUCUUGAAUACCAUGAUAAUCCGUACGUUGUAUAUUCGGAAUAAGCAUCACAGAGAGUGCAAGGUAAUCACUGAGGAAAGCAUCAUACGACUAGAGUUCACCAUCAUCCUGAUAGCAAUUUCCAUCUGUUUCAUUGCAUUUAAUACCCCUUACACCGCCAUCUGGAGUAAACAACACUUGCUUGCCAAACUUCUGAAGACAACAAACACGGACGACUUACUUAAAGACGAUCACGAUGGAUCAGAACUGACUUGGAACAUAAAUGUCAUGUUCAUCACCAGAACAAUUUUCUACAUGAACUACUGCGUGAACUUUUUUCUUUACUGUCUCACGGGAGCCUACUUCAGAAAGGAGCUGAGAAUGUUGUUCAUGUACAAAAGCAAGAGCUAUCAGAAUCAAUAUCACCGCUGUUCCGUACAUAACACGUCCUCUAGCCCUACACCUCAGUCAUGUCUCUAAAGGAAAAUAGGGUGGGUAUUCCAAAUCCACAAAGAGAAAGUAGUUCUCAUCAACCCUAGCUUAAGCAAAGAGUUCGCUUCCCUCAUUCACAUUGGAACAGAGGGUUUUAUUCCCAACCCACAUUGAAAUAGAGACUAUUCUUCCGACAUCUACAUUGGAACUGAAGAUUCAUAUUCUCCAAACCACAAUGAUACGGAGGAUACAAAAUUCCUACCAACUGGGUACCUGAUACAGAGGGUCCAAAUCCCAUCACCAACACUGAUACAGAGGGUACAAAAUCCCAACCAACAUGGAUACAUAGGGUCCAGAAAACCCCACCAACAGUUUCAGAGGAUACAACCUCCCUCCCCCAUCACCAUCACUGAUACAGAGUGUACAAAUCCCUAAUAAACACUGGACAAAAAUUCCAUAUGUGCCACGCACAUCAGGUCGAUAUGCGCCAUCUUCACAGAAAGAGGUCAAACAUCACGCACAAACAGUGGGCUAACGUCACACCUGUGUCGAGGUUCCCAACAUUUGUGUCCCAAACUAUCUAGAACUAUCCUUUGUCUACUAUUACAAUUACACUUCUUCAACUCUCCAACUCCUAUCGUUAUAGGAUCAGAAUGAUGUCAUUCACACCUUACGUCACGAGGAUACACGACCCAUACGUCAAUGCUUCCUGCUAUCGAAUUUUGACAUCAAAUAAACGAUAUACUGUUUUCUUGUAAUUGUGUGAAAAAUAAAUGUAUAGAAGAGUACAGGGAAACAUUACAUUAUGUACACAGAUGUAUGAAGAACAAGCGACUAACCUUUAGCCUAAUUAUUGCUGUCUGUCAGUCAUUUCAUUCCCAGAAAUCUUCACAUAUUAUCCCCAGUAUGGUGCAGUUUGUUGUUUUGAAUAUUGCUUGACAAUACAUUGUAACUGGAGCAGUCUGUGGAUAUUUUUUUUAUUGUGCUUCUAUUUCUUUUA